This is a messenger RNA of Ilex paraguariensis (yerba mate), 540 nucleotides long. Lineage: Eukaryota; Viridiplantae; Streptophyta; Magnoliopsida; Aquifoliales; Aquifoliaceae. The record is from the annotation of a GenBank genome assembly.
CAACAUACAGUAGCAUAAAAGAUAUUCUAUCAAUGUUAAAGUCAUCAAAUAAAAAUUGUCAGUGAUGACAUAUGAAGACAACUUUUCAUUGGUAGUUUUGCCAUUGAAUUCAUUGUCAAAAAUAAACUAGUGGUUUUUUUUUUCCUUCUAUUUUAACAUUAAUUGCGUGAAAUUUUUCAUGGCUUAUUUUUAUUAUGGUUGAUGCAAGCUUCAAUUAUGGCGCUUUCAGAGACCAGAAGACUUGUGGGCUAUCCACUCCCAGCCGGUCUUCCCAAGGCCUCACAAGAAGGACAGCUCUUCUUGGCUAGCAAUACAAAAGUUAUAACAGUUUGUUUUCAUUUACUUACUAAGCUCUUAGUGCCUUUUAGAGACAUCACUGCAACUGGCAAAAGAAUUGGACUAAAUGAUUUCAACCCCAUACGUCCUUUGGGAUGCGGAGAUACUGGCAGUGUUCAUCUGGUGGAACUGAAAGGUACAGGUGAACUGUAUGCUAUGAAGGCUAUGGAUAAAUCCAUGAUAUUGAAUCGUAACAAGGUCUGA